UUUCGGUUGGGAUAAGAUUUCACAGUCGAUGGACUCUUUGUCAAGGCAUCUGUGACAUCUCUCAUCCUGCCAAGAGCGAGUUACAUUUCUCUACGCUCGAGUUUGAGGAACAAGACAAGUUACAAGUCAUUGUGAACUAUGCACUUUAUUCGAAGGCGUCACUUUUUCUAUGGACAUGCCUUUUUGCGAGGGUGCGCAUAUUACUAUAGGCAGAAAGCCCAAUUUAUAGUGGAGUCCCAACUACUGGACUACUUCAUCUGUGAGGCUUUCGUACAUUUCAUCACCUUUACCCGCUCAAGGCCGUUUCUCCUAGCUUCACGACAACUUUUCCUAUUGGCCUGGCUUUAUCACCAGAUCUAGGCCAGAACAUGCGCACAAGAAAACAAUCAUAUCAGAUCAGAUAAUGUCCUACCUCACAACCGCAAUUGGACUCUAUGGUUCAUCAUUCACCUCCCUUGGAUGAGAUGAAAAGCAUUACAUACAGAUUAAGCUAUAGACAGACUGCAGCGUCGUCUCGCUACUGUCAACAAGAAUCGAUGGGGCUCAUGAUCACCAUUGCCAUCAGCAGUGUCACUGUAAUGUCCUUCAGCUGGAGCAAGUUUGUCGUCUAUGCCAGCCUAUUCCUGGAAAAGGUAGAAAAGUGGAGAAGGACUGGAAAUUGUAAAGAAGCCCUUCACCUAGGCAAAGCCACAGUGCUACUUAAAAAGAAGCCAUUCUCACGGCAAAUCCGAAGGACUAGUUGAUGCUACUUGGUGUUGGCCCAUGGAAGGAUCCGGUCUCAGGCGUGUUGUCUUGAUUGAUCAACUUCUCCACCGCUAUCAGUUGCGAAAUAUCAAAUGGGCUGCUGGGCAAUGAGAAAUCGUGAUACGUAGAAGGUAUAUGUAUAAGCGCACCCUUGGAGGAUUGCAAUUUGCAAACGUACCAGGUCUCGUCUCGGUAUUGACCUAGGUCAGAAAAGGAUUGUCUACAUUGUAUAUCCCCAAGUUUAGAGUUUCACCAGACCUGAAAUCUUCGAGCAAUUGGAGGACGCACAUCGUUCAUACGAGUUUGAAACCCAAAAAGAGAUGGAGCAGAAUCUUGGCAGAGACGAACCGGGCAUUGGAAAUCCUGUCCCUUGGCCACCAUUCACUCUUGCAGAAACUUUGGCAGAAGCCCAGGGCCUGCCACUGCUCUC
Messenger RNA from Spizellomyces punctatus DAOM BR117, 1174 nucleotides. RefSeq lists its product as uncharacterized. The record is from RefSeq and is a predicted model, not a curated record. The transcript is spliced from 2 exons. NCBI's taxonomy places the organism in Eukaryota, Fungi, Chytridiomycota, Chytridiomycetes, Spizellomycetales, Spizellomycetaceae. Bases 435 to 743 code for a protein of 102 amino acids.